AACUUACGGUAAUGACGCUCUACGUUAAUAUGCGUUCAAACAGACUGGUUCAAAUUGAAACAGUUCCUGUUUAUAUUUGCUGUCAAAAGCGAUCUUUUAUACCGCGUCUAUUGGAAGGAACUUAUGUUUUAUAGGUAAACGGCACAUUUAACGUACUGUUUCAGUAGUUAAAUGUUAACCUUGGACGCAGAGAUUGAAUUUCGAUUGAAUACUAUCCAACUAACGUUAACUCGGCUUUUUACGUGGAAGCCGACUGGUCAUUACACCAAAUCAAAUGAUGAAUUAAUAUAAAAUUAAGAUGUUUUAGAGCAGUAUCAAUAUCAGCAUUCUCUAAAGGUAAAGAAGUGCGUUUCGUAAACUGUUUCAAAAACAGAGUAGAGAGAGAUCAGCUUACAGUAGUGACUGCUGGCAUGUCAUCACUCCACCACCUCUAUUCUUAAAUGUGAAGUAUUUAGGUUAUAAUCGACGUAAGAAGAUAACCAUUAAUCGCCAGCAGUGGUAAACGGUGGGCAUAUAUGUCUCACCGGUCCUCUGGCCAUCAUUAAUUUGUGCAAUCGUCGGAAUUCAGCGCGUGAAGCCGCUAAUGUCUGCGUCCGCCCUGCGACUGAUCCGCGUCCGGAGGUUGAGCACAACCGGACCUGGACCUGGACCUGCUGUGAGGAGAGCACUGCCAUGGAGAGACCUUAGAAGAAUAGCAAAAAUGACAGGAGCAAUAGUAUUGGGAGGCUGUGUUUUCAUCACAUACGAGAUGGUCACUCUGAACCAGGCCAUCACUAUCGACACCAGUGCAAUACUCCAGGAGAAGCACAAGUCCUACAUCUACCUGACUCACACCACUAAUAGAGAAGAGGAGAGCCUUGCUUCUGGCUUCACUCUGAAGACCAGGAAGGAACUUCAUAAAGCAGCUAGAAAGUUUCUUGAAAUUUCAUCAAGAGUUCUUCUUCACCCUUUGGAUGAGCAUCUCAGUCAUCUAGACGCAGACCCUCACGAAUGUGCACUAUGGGUGCUACUGAAGAAAACCUGCUCUCUGGACCGGGCCGUGAGAGAGCAGGCGGUGCAGGAACUGGCCCAGAAUCACCACUGGCAGGAUUAUCAGUACCAGACUGCAGCACAGGUGAUAGAUCAGCGCACAGCUGUGGCUCUCGCCCGCAUACCUAACGUGGACCUGCGCUUCUUUCUCCCUCCUCCUCCACUGCCGCACACUGAAGAUGAUAUAUCAAUAGAAGAUGGGCUUAGGCAGUUACUGGCAUCUCUGCCCCAGUCGGAGGUGGAUCAGUGUGUGAAGUACUUCACUUCUCUGGCACUAAGAGAGAGCAGCCAAUCACUAGCCUCUCAACGGGGAGGGCUAUGGUGUUUUGGAGGAAAUGGGUUGCCCUAUGCCCAAAGUCUGACUUCCACUCCCUCUGAGAAGGUGGAGACGUUCUGCCUGCAGGCCCUGGUGCAGCACUCAAAGGUCCACAGUCAUUGUGAUCACAUUGUCGCUAAUGGAGGACUGCAGCUCUUGCAAAGAGUCUACCAGCUUCGCAGAGACUCUCCAAAAAUUCAGCACAACAUUGUGCGAAUUAUUGGAAAUCUCGCCCUGAAUGAGAGCUUGCACACAGCCAUAGUACAGUCAGGUUGGGUGUCUGUCCUAGCUGAGAUGAUCCAGUCACCAUACAUCUUGCAGGCAUCUCUUGCUGCCCGUGCAUUAGCCAAUUUGGACAGAGAAGCUGUACAACAGAAGUACCAGGAUGGUGUUUACAUAUUGCACCCACAAUGCCGCACAAACCAGCCAAUCAAAGCUGAUGUUCUCUUCGUGCAUGGCCUCUUGGGGGCAGCUUUUAAAACAUGGCGCCAGAAGGAUCUUGACGUGACGGAUGAUGACAUGGUGGAAGGGGUUCGAGAGGACUACACUGAAUGCUGGCCCAAGUCAUGGUUGGCUGCAGACUGUCCAAACCUCCGAAUCCUGUCUGUUGAGUAUGACACCCAUUUAAGUGAUUGGAAGGCAAAGUGUCCUGCUGAAAACCAAAGAAAGUCCUUGGCCUACAGGAGUCAGGAACUGCUGAGGAAAUUGAAGGAUGCAGGUGUAGGGGAAAGGCCUGUGGUCUGGGUAGCCCACAGUAUGGGAGGUUUACUUGUGAAAAAGAUGCUCUUAGAUGCCUCUAAAGAUCCUGAUCUCAGUCCGCUGAUCAAGAACACGAAGGGAAUUCUGUUCUACAGCGUUCCUCAUCACGGCACGUUUAUGGCAGGGUAUUCUGUCAAUGUCCGAUAUCUCCUUUUUCCCUCCAUCGAAGUAAAAGAACUAUGUAGAGACUCUCCAGCAUUACGGGACUUGAAUGAAAAAUUCCUGAACAUUACAAUGGAACAAGAGUUUAAGGUCCUUAGCUUUGCAGAAACUCUGCCAACCUCCAUUGGGCCGAUGCUCAAAAUAUUGGUAGUUCCUUCUCAGUCAGCAGAUCUGGGUAUUGGGGACCUCAUUCAGGUGGAUGUUGAUCACCUCAACAUCUGCAAGCCAGAAAAAAAGGACUCAUUUCUUUAUAAACGUACUUUACAGUUUAUUCAAGAUGCUCUUGGAGGACAGAGUAUUAAGUGAACUCUAAAGUCCACACUCCAAAUCCGGUCUCUUGCCAUUUCAUUUCAUUGCCUCUUGAGGAUUCAACCAUUACAUUCUUAACUAUAGUGUUAACUAUGAAUGAAAAGUUCAUUGCAAGUGGAUUUUUCUUUUCAUGUUUUUUUAUUAUUGCCAAUAUGAAUAUGCUUUUCGUUAAAACCUCUGGGUUUAACUUUUAAUGCCCGCUUCAGCAUUGCCUUGUAUUGUAUUUCAUUUCAGUCAUUUGAGCACUUUUUGCCAUUUAUUUUAACUGGAAGCUAUAACAAAUAGAAAUGAGUAUCAAGUUUAUUAUAUUUAAAAUGUCAGUCAUUUGUAGGAAGUAAGUUUUAUUUACAUUAUUUAUUUUUCUUUGAUGAAACUGAAAACUAGCCUUUUUUUCUUAACUCACCAGCCUUCUUUGUAUCCCUACCUCAGACACACAGAUUGGUACUGAUGUUGGCUGUAAUAUGCCACUAUUUUUGUAAUAAUGGAUGAAUUGUAGUACUUGCAUAGGACCAUACUACUUUUAUAUUGAUGCCGAGUAUGUGCAAGACAAAAUUAUUGCCACAUCUUUAUCACACUUAAUAAAGAUGUGUAUCCUAACUUUACAUUACAGGUGCAUCUCAAUAAAUUAGAAUGUUGUGGAAAAGUUCAUUUAUUUCAGUAAUUCAACUCAAAUUGUGAAUCUUGUGUAUUCAAUAAAUUCCAUGCACACAGAC
Messenger RNA from Carassius gibelio (silver crucian carp), 3288 nucleotides. Its product is annotated as protein SERAC1. Lineage: Eukaryota; Metazoa; Chordata; Actinopteri; Cypriniformes; Cyprinidae. The transcript is spliced from 16 exons. The record is from RefSeq and is a predicted model, not a curated record. Bases 584 to 2572 code for a protein of 662 amino acids.